AUGCAGUGUGCAAUAGAUGGGCCCUCUCGGAAAUAUGCCUCCCUGAGAUCAUAUGGCUCUGUGACGACCCCGCGGGGAAAGUACUACAAAGUCCAGCAGGAGGAUGGCCGAGGUGGCAUCCUCAACGAGUGGCUUUUCGUGCGCAACACGACAGUUGUGAUGGAUGCCUCCGAUCCUUACUACAGUUCCGAUGAAGGACGUGAGUUCUAUAGCACAGAGACGAAGCAUCCCGAGCAGCAGCUGUGGCCAAAGGAGGUCCCUGGACUCCAAGCAGCCACCGCGGCUUUCUACCACGAGGUGGAGGAGCUGUCCAAGACGAUGUAUGAGCUCUUCGCAGUGGCUUUAGGCCUGGCGCCAGACUUCUUCCUGCAGCGCGCGCGGCGCGCGCCCAUCUGGCCAGUGACUAUUGCCCACUACCCGCCGCAAGAGACCGAGCCGGAAGCGGACCGCGCCAGAAUUCAACCGCAUUGGGAUCGGACUUUAUUUUCCCUGAUCACCACCAGCGACGUUGGCGACGAAGAGUCCGAAGGAGGACUGCAGAUCCUGGUGGACUCUGCCACGGGCGAGGGCGUCGAUGGCCGCGCACAAGUCGAGGGCCGCAAUGUGGAGUGGCAGCAGGUUGUUCGGCCGAAGAACGGCUUCGUGGUAAAUGUUGGAGAGAUGAUGAGCCGAUGGUCCAACGGACGCAUGAAGCACGUGGUGCACCGUGUACCGAAUCCUUCUCCUGGCCGUGAUCGCCUCGGUCGGAUUUCUCUUAUGGCUUUCGUCCUGCCGGACUAUGAUGCGGUGGUGGAGUGCAUUCACUGCCCAAAGGAUGGGUCCGAGCCGCUUUACGAGAAGACCUGGGUCGGAGAAAUGAUGAACUGGGGGUCCAAGCUGCCGAUAUACAACCAGACGAAGAUGGAGCUGAUGCGAAAAGCACAAGGUCUGUACACGAACCUGGGGGCCCAGACAAAGCUGGGUGACCCAACAGAUGUCAAGGCCCUAGAGGCAAGUAUGGCGAGGGAAGCGCACCCCGAGGAGUUUUCUCUGCUUUCAGGAGCACCUGAUGUUCCGGAGGCGAAGGCGAUUCAAAUUGUGGACGUAGCUCUUCUCGUGAACGGCAGCGCUGCCGAGCAGCUGCAAAAAGCCAAGGAGCUUUCAGCCGCCUUCGAGUCCACUGGCUUUGCUGUGAUCACAGGGCAUGGCGUGCCCGAGGAGGUCGUCAACGACAUCCGCUCAAGCGCGUACAAGUUCUUCCGCCAGCCGGUUGCUGAUAAGAGGAAGUACGACAAGGGGAAAGGCUAUGGUUUCGGCGGUUACGUGAAGCAACAGGAGAAUGGGGCUCAGCUUUUGGGCGAUUUCUCCAGGCCGAACGACGCUGUUGAAUCCCUAACUGCCGGCUUGGCGGGCCUCGCCGGUGGUGUUGAAGCGCUUCAGAUGGAAAAGGUGCGCAAGGAAGACUCGGAAGGCUCACGAGUUUGCCACGUGAAGGAUCUCAGCGGCUGCGAGAUGGAGGAGGGCACGCCGGAGGUGGUUUCCAGGCCUGCAACCGAGUUCCUCCGCGGUUGCGAGAGAGUGUCCCGGUUGGUGGCGAAAGCGCUGAAGCUGUCGCUGGGUGCCACAGAAGAGGAAGUGGACAUGGUGAUGACGCCCUCUGGUGGUGGCCUGCGCCUCGCCUACUACCCGUCCGUGCACCCGGAGGCCGCUGCAGAGGACCUGAUGGGCUAUGGCUCGCAUAUCGACUCCGGCGGCGUCACCGUCAUCGCUUUAGAUCCCGCAAACAAGCGGGGUCUUCAGGUGGACGUGAGUGAUCGCGUCGGUAGCACCGGGAAGGAAGAGGAUCGGCACUGGGUCGAUGUGCCGUUUGUUCCCAACACCUUCGUGCUCAACGUCGGUGCGCUGCUGUCGCGCUGGACGGGCGGCCGGUGGAAGGCUUCGGUGCACAGAGUUCUGGCAAAUCGAAACCCGCAUCACGAGCGCCUCUCCAUCAUCACGGGUGCUUUGUCACCCAAGAUCGACGCACCACCCUUCGCGGGCUUCGCCGCGACGAAGCCCACGCUUCCGCCCGUGCCUGCGCGAGAGUUUCUGACCACCAGGCCGAGGGCAAGAUUCUCUUGCUUAUCGCAGACUAGGGGAGCAUGUAGCAGUCCUUGA
This is a messenger RNA of Symbiodinium sp. CCMP2592, 2136 nucleotides long. NCBI's taxonomy places the organism in Eukaryota, Dinophyceae, Suessiales, Symbiodiniaceae. The record is from the annotation of a GenBank genome assembly.